AUGCAUCACCGACUAUCAACCAUCCUCUUGCUCGCCGGCCUCGCAACCGAGCGAGCUUCGGCCGCCAUUCCCAAUCUCACGCAGUGCCAGAGUCGAUGCUUCGACCUAACGGCGCAAAUGGUCGGGUGUGGUAAGGAGGACUACGCCUGCCAAUGCCCAAUCUUCAAUGAGCAAUUCAUUCCUCAAAUGCAGUCUUGUAUGAUUGAAGGAUGCGCGUUUGAUAGCGAGCCGCUCAACACGACGCAACUUCAGAGCACCGUUUGCGCUCUGGCAGGAGGUCAGUCCCAAGCACCGACUCCGACCUCCGGGUCGCCCUCAGGUUCCGAACCCCAGCCCUCUGAAACGCCCUCAGCUACGUCUCCUGGUUCCAGCGAGUCUCCUGGUACUGAUACCCUUCCUUCUGCCCCGUCUACCUCUACUACCUCUUCCCCGGAAAGUACCUCGGACUCACACGGCGGUGGUUCAGGAUCGACGAAUUCCCCGGAGCCCAGUGGCGAAGCGGGAGCGGCAUCGGCCUUCCGAGUCUUGGACGCGGGUGUUGUCACGGGCGUCCUUGCUGUGUUGGCAGGAGCGUACUUUUUCUAA
This is a messenger RNA of Scedosporium apiospermum, 585 nucleotides long. RefSeq lists its product as uncharacterized. The coding region runs from base 1 to 585 and encodes 194 amino acids. The record is from RefSeq and is a predicted model, not a curated record. Lineage: Eukaryota; Fungi; Ascomycota; Sordariomycetes; Microascales; Microascaceae. The transcript is spliced from 2 exons.